AGAAGCUCAUUCAGACCUGAGAGCUGGGGGGACACACACAGAGAGAGAGAGAGAGAGGGGGGCCAGUGCACUGAGGUCCCAGGGACAUUCUCCCCCAGCCUGAACUCCAAGAGAGAAGGGGAUUGGGGGCAUCCUGAGGGUCGCCAUGGAUUUGUUGAACUCCAAGUACCUGAGCCCUGGAGGCACCUACGAUUACACCUUUAACUUCUGGACGGACUACCUGGGCUUGUCCGCGCUGGUGAUGAAGAGCCGCAGGAAUGUGAGCCGCUCCCCCAACUCCAUCACUGAGUCGCUGAAGGCCACUCUGGGGCUGAGGGACCCUGCUUGCCCUUGCCUGGCCGCCGACGGGGAUGCACCCCUGCAUUGCUGUUGCUGCUGCUCGCCCAACGCGUCCAGGAACUGGCUGGAGCUGGACGACCCCUUCUCCCUGCUCGACCCCGUCCGUCCCUUCCCAGCCCCCCAGGAGCCUGAGCUGCUCCUCGACCCCUUUGCCCCCCUGGAUCUGCUGGGGCUGGAGAGGAGGGGGUUCAGGAGGAGCAGCAGCGGCGGCGGCCGGGCCAAGCAAGAGCCCAAGAUCUGUGUCUUCUGCCGGAACAACGGCGCCCCCGAUGAUGUCUACUCCUCUCAUGUGCUGAAGACCCCCGACGGCAGGGUCACCUGCCCCAUCCUGAGGGCCUACACUUGCCCCCUGUGCCACGCCAACGGAGACAACGCUCACACCAUCAAAUACUGCCCCCUCUCCAAAGACCAGCCGCCCCAGAGGGUGCUGAAGGGGGGCAGAGCGGUCGGCGGGGGCAAGAGGCUCAAGAUCUUCUAGACUCGAAGCCUUCUUCCGUGAGAAACAGAACCUUUUUGGGACCUAAGACUUCCGACGCCCCCCUCCCAAUUUCCAAACCUUCCAUCUUCAACCCCCUCAAUCUCCAAGCCUCCCCAUCUAAACCCCCCACCUCCAACCCUCCAUCUCCAAAACCUCCUCAUCUCCAACAUCCCCACUUCCCUCCCUUUCCCCCCAAAACUCAACCUUGUUUCAGGAAAGGAAAUACCUGGUCUUGAAAAACAUUUCUUAAGGUCCCAUCGUUUUAUGGAUCAAGAAUCGAAUUUUGGGGGGAGAAAAACCGUAUUGUCUUCAUCUUUCAAAAUGUGGUAGGUUUUGGCAAAGACAGAAUGAGAGAAGAAACUGGUCAUUUCUCCCUGGUAACUUUUACUUGUUGACAUAAGGCAAUGUGGUGUUUUUUUGUGCUGAAAAACGAGAUUUAUGUUAAUGGACAGAAACAUUUUGGUGUUCCAUUGAUAUCCAUCACUUUAUUUCACCCUCUUCCCCGGUCCCAUUUAAAAUGUCACUGACAAAUUUUAAGACAAAUUCCACCCUCCCCACCCCUCUCUGAAAACUGUUUGGAAUUUUCUGCAGAGUUGCUAGGUUGGUGAAGAGCUUUUUUUGUUCAGGAAUGUAAUUUUGGACACAGGCCAGAAUUUUAAAAAAGGGCAAAAGUAGGAUUUGUAUUCUUGGGCUGAAAUGGAAGGUUGGAACAUUUUCAAAAGUGCAUCUUUUUGGGAGAGCUUUUUGAAUUUAAUAUCAUUUGAAUUUAAUAUCAUUUUAAUUUAAUAUCAUUUGUGAUUCAAUUUCCAACUUGGUAAGUCUCUAACCUGCACUGUAAAGUCACACCCUGACAUAUAAUCUUGGAACUCAACGAAGACUUGGGAUUAGAGUCUGUUUUGCCAUAGCUCCAAUCUUUAUUCUUGUUCCCGAAAUCACAGAUUGGUACACAGAAACAGGAUUUGGUUUGAACACGAGGACGACAGGACUUGGGCUGGGGUCUGGCUGGGACUAUGUAGUGGGGAGGGGAGAAAGAACCUUUUGUGGACAAUUCAGUCUCAUGAACUUGUCUUAAAGCAAGACUGUGGAUUUGUUUUUUGUGUCGUCUUUCUCAGACGCAAGCACGAUUUUAAACAAAAAAAUUGUUGGAUAAGUAGUCAAACGUCUCUUUGUUGCGUACUGUCUGAACACUUAAUCCAAAUAUAUUUUAAAAAAACAAUUGCAGUUUCCUUCUUUAUAGUGAAUGUAACAUUUUAACAGUCGGGAGUUGUUCUGAAGAGAUGAUUCUUGCAGGACUGCACAAUGAAAUUGAGUCUUUCCUUUUAUUUACCAAAGCAGUUAUACAAGUUGUAAGAGAAUUAUAUGUAAAUAAGAACUUGUCUGUAAUGUAUAUUCAGUAUUUUGAUCAUAUGCUGAUUUAAAGAGGGCUCUACCUCAAAAGAUUAAUGCUUGAGAGAUGCAUUAAAUUUCUAUCAAAAAAAAUUAAAUAUCAGAUUCAAUAAAUAACCAGUUUAUAAAUGACACACUGCCAUUUCUAAAAGGUUUUGUAAUAAUAUUUUUUUGAAUUUUAUAUAAGAAAUCUGUAUUUUUCACAUUACGGCUGCAGGAAAAAUUUAAAAAUGAAUGCCGCUUUUAAGCAAUUCAUUUCGCACUUAAGUUUCUGUAAAUAUAAUUCACAAUUAUUUUCUUUCUGAAUUUGUGUUGUAAAUUGUUGGCCUUUCUUUGCAAAGAGUUUUUUUUACAAAAGAAAUCUUGAUUAAGGUACCAGUUUAAUUCUUAUUUAUACAAUGGUGUUACUGUUUCUGUAUGCUGCAGCACAGAAAGAAUGAUAUUGUUUACUGAAGGUAAUAAAAUGGCAUAUUGAAGAAU
Messenger RNA from Chiloscyllium plagiosum (whitespotted bambooshark), 2683 nucleotides. It is a transcript of the gene nanos1, whose product is annotated as nanos homolog 1. Gene Ontology annotation, molecular function: zinc ion binding; RNA binding. NCBI's taxonomy places the organism in Eukaryota, Metazoa, Chordata, Chondrichthyes, Orectolobiformes, Hemiscylliidae. The record is from RefSeq and is a predicted model, not a curated record.